This is a messenger RNA of Monodelphis domestica (gray short-tailed opossum), 12925 nucleotides long. It is a transcript of the gene NHS, whose product is annotated as NHS actin remodeling regulator. Gene Ontology annotation, biological process: lens development in camera-type eye; cell differentiation. The record is from RefSeq and is a predicted model, not a curated record. NCBI's taxonomy places the organism in Eukaryota, Metazoa, Chordata, Mammalia, Didelphimorphia, Didelphidae.
AAUCCACCAAAAUUCCAGAUCUUUUUCAUCAAACAAAGAAACAAAUAAAACCUGUUGUCUAGCUAGAGCUCAGCUAUAUUGUAUUUGUGUCAUUUUCUCUCUGUUUUUUAAACCUUUACUUUCUAUAUUAGAGUCAAUAAUAAGUAUCAGUUUACAGGCAUAAAAGAGGUAAGGGCUAGGCAAUGGAGGUUAAGUGACUUGCCUAGGAUCUCACAGCCAGGAAGUGUUUGAGGCCAGAUUUAAACCCAGGACCUUCGGUCUCCAGGCCUGGUUUUCUAUCUACCCAACCACCUUGCUGCCCCUGAAUCUACUCUUUAAAAAGGGGAGAGUCCUUUCUAGUCAUAGGUUAGAGUCACAGCAUUUGACUAAAUAUGGCUUAAGAGAACCAAGGAUCUCCCUUUCCCUCCCGGGAAGAUGAAUGAAUUAUUUCUUUCCUCUUCAGCAGACCUGGACCCACAAUUUGGACAGAUGGUACAAUGAUGAAAUUCCAAAAAAGAAAUGUUUAGCUCUGUUGUCAGAAAGAACAUUGUGACAGGAAGAUUAAUGAAUAGGUAAGAUGAUUUUCCCAUUGAGGAGAAAAGGCCAUGGUCCUUCUGGGGCCUGGAAGCAAUUUGAUUAAAGAGCCCUAAGAAGUGACAAAACAACAUCUGAUGACUCUCUUCAGGUCCUCAGGAUUGUCUUGGGGUUGGUUCACGUUUCCGCCGUUUUGUAUAACUGGACCAGAACAACAAUCUGCCUUAGUUUCCUGAUCAAUAAAAUGGAGGAUAGCUCAGAUAAAUGAUCUGAACUGGUGAUUGUCCAUCUUCUGCCUUCUUUCUCCAAGUACCUUUGCAGUUUUUUGUGCAGCUCCUUCUUCUUUCUUGGAACAGGUACUAUUGACUUCUGCCCCGUUCAGAUUAGGGAGCAGGCGGCAUGUAUUUCCUGGUAGGUCCCUCUUCUCCUUCCGCUCUGGUCUAUAGACGUGAGAACUUCAGCUGGCUUAUAGAGGAUAGUUAUGGUGGUGGAGUUGGUCAGUGUGUUUGUUGCAAGGAGGAGUUGUUGACCAGCCUAAAAUAUCAGAGAAAUUGUCCAAGGAAAUUAGUUGUUUGGCUGUGAUGCCAAGGCAAAAAAAUCCCAGGCGAGAAAUUAAGAGUGAAUCAACGGCUGUAUGGAGACAAGCACAAGGCAGUAGCUGGAGCCAUGGAUGUCACCCCCAGGUGCUCUCCUCUCUUCAUUCUUUUUCUCUUUCUCUUCCCCUCUUCUCAGCUCAGCAAUCACUCUCUGUUGGACCGGCUGGGCUUGGGUCUGAACAAGCCAUGCAAAAGGUGGGACUGAAACUCUGAUGAUCUAACUUCUUUUUCUUGGUAACCCCUGCCUGGUUUUGUCCUCUGUCCAUCAGCAAAGGUGAAAGGCUAGCUCUUCAUAACAUGGAGCCUCCAUUAUUUCCCAACAUCUGGUUUGAUUCUGGGCAGAUAAAUAGCAGCCUUGCCAUGAACAACAAAAACUAAUUCAUUGUGGUUUGCUGAUCACUAAGUGCAAAUAUUUUUCCAUUUCAUUUUGGGGUCAUUGGAAGGGAAAAACAGGGUUGGGAGAGAGUUUAACCCUUUUAAAAAUGAUGAUUGCUUCCUAUAGAAAAUAAAAUAAAGGCAUUAUUUUCUUUCAUUCGGGAAGUUAUUUUUAUGAGACGAUGCUCACAUGACUAAUUCCGAAAGUUAAUAUUGUUUGGGGUUAGUCUGGAAAUCAGAAGAUGACUUUUAGAUUAUUCUAGCUUGCUUUCCAUUAAAAAGUUUUUAAAAUCCCUGCCUAAAUAAAUGCUCAUAAAAAGGCAUCUUGUUUCUCUCUGGGGUUACCUCGCCCACUCCUUCUAAGUCCUUUGUUUUUCUUUCUCUCUUUGCCUCCCUUUUCUCUGGCCCUUCUCUCCUUUUCUCCCCUGAAAUUCUGCCUAGACUUCACAGAAGGGAAAGGGGAAGGGCAAACCGGAAGCAUUGCAAUUAUAAGUAUUUUAGGAUAUGACCAUGGGUGUAUAAGCUGCUGAUUCCACUUAUUGAUGUUUGCAAGGCUGAAGUUUCUAUUUAGGUCACAUUCUCCAAGGCUAUUUACUGCCUCGGUUACAGCCAGACCUUCUGUUGUCUGGGGUUGUCUCAAUGCAUUAAAGAACCUCAGCUUUGCUUCAGGUCCUGUUCUGAAAUUAAGUUGUACAUUUUGGCAUUUGCUUAAAAAUAUUAUUAUUAAAAAGUGCUAAUAAUGGGGCCUGAAGUAGCAAUGAACUACUUUCUGAAUAGGCAGCUCUGGACCUGUCAAAUGGAAGACCCAAGUUCAAAUCCAGCUUCAGAUGUUCACUAGCUGUGUGACCCUGGGCAAGUCACUUAAUUCACAUUUGCCUAGCCCCUACUGCUCUUCUGUCUUGGAACCAAUACACAGUAUUGACUCUUAAGACAGAAAGUAAGGGUUUAAAAAAACAUUUUUAAAUAAAUGUUCAAGGUGAGAAAGCAAAAGAGAUGAAUCGCUAUUUUGUCAACUAUGGGUCUGCUUAUCUCAAGUCUUUCCUCACUCUAAUCCCUACUUCCACUAAAGUGAUUUUUGCUAAAGGAACUUUACUAAAGCAUUUUUCUAAUUAUAUUAUCUCCUCCACUCAUUAACCUCAAGUGGCUCCCUAUUGCCUCCAGGAUCAAAUUAGACAUCCUCCACAUGACAUUCAAAGCUCUUCAUAACCUAGACCCCUCCUACUUUUCCAGUCUCCUUAUACCUUGCUGCCCCCAAAACACUCUUCUAUGCAUUGACACUAGCCUUUGGGGUGUUCUGUGAACAAAACCCUCCAUAUUUGGGCUCCCAGCAUUCCCUGUGGCUGUUUCUCUUGCCUGGAAUGCUCUCUCUCCUCAAUUCUGCCUACUGUCUUCACUGACUUCCUUCAAGCUCUAACUAAAAUUCCAUCUUCUACUGGAGGCUUUUCCCAACCCCUUUCCAUUCUACUGCCUUCUCCCUGUAACUGAAUUCCCAUAUGUCCUGGAUCUAGCUUGUUUUCGUACAUUUGUUCUUGUCUCGUUGGAAUGUGAGCUCUUUUGUAGGCAGGAACGAUCUCUUACCUCUUCUUACAUCCCCAGUGCCUGGUUCAUAGUAUGCAUUUAAGAAAUGUUGACAGAUUGAUGGUCCAGACUUGAGAGAAUGAUCUAGAAAAUAUAAAUAUCACUAAGUAAACCUAAAAAUGUAUUCUGAGCCUAUUUCUCUUCAUCUUACCUCCCCCAACAGAUUGCUGACCAUUUUCACGGAUCUCUUUGGCAGUCUGAUGGUUCAAGACUCCUCAUAAUAAUGUUUUUAAAAGUAUAAAGUCGAAUACAUUAAAUCAGGACAGCUAAGUGGUGCAGUGGAUAGAAUGUCAGACCUAGAGUCAGGAAGACCUGAGUUCAAAUGUGGCCUCAGAAUUUACUAGCUAUGUGACCUUGGACAACUCACUUAACCCUGUUUGCCUCAGUUUCCUCAUCUGCGUGAGCUGGGGAAGGAAACAGCAAACCAUGCCAGUCUUAAAGUCAGACAUGACUCAACAAAAUAUAUAGGAUUACAGUGCUUGAUGAGGCACUUAAAAAAGAAAUUAUUUUGAAAAACAUUGAAAUGUAUAUUGGACAGUUGAAGGAUUCCUGAUUAAGAACUUCUAUUUUAAAGCGUUCCUUCUCUGCUUUUGCUGCAUUUCCUCUCUCCCUCCUUGAUCUGUUCUCCCUCAUUUUAUGCCAUGCAACUCCACUGUUGAAACCAAAAGGAAGUGCAAAGAUUAGUCCUUGACUUUAUAAAGGUUGAAGAGAUAAGAUAGUGAAAACUUCAAAACUUUGUGGUAUUUUGCUGUAUUUGUUGUAUUCCAUGUCAAGUGUUUUUGAGGAGAUUCAAGAAGCUGCUUAGUAAAUGUUUAUAAAGUCUUUUUUAAAGGAUGAUUAUAUUAUAUUCACUCUAAGGACCCUUGUUUUCAGUGCUAUCUGGAUUUUGUAUGACACAAAUCUUAGUGAAAAAAGAAUUACUUUAAUCCAGCAUUAAAACCUUGAAACAUGCCAAUUAAAAUUCGGUCAUGCCCCAGACUUUCACUGCCAGGGUAAAUAAAUAGCUAUGGACCUUAUUUUGUUGUUACUGUUGUUGUUGAUUUUUUAAAUCCAUAGUUUAAAUAAUUUAAAACCUUAAUUCAAACCCUUCCCUUUCCUAUUGAUUAGAAUCCACACCAUGUAUUGGUUCCAGGGCGGAGGAGAGGCAAUGGGGGUUAAGUGCCCAGGAUCACACAGCUAGGAAGUCUAGAUUUGAACCCAGGAACUUCUUGUCAUUUCCAGGUCUGGUUCCCUAUCCACUGGGCCACCUAGCUGCACCCCCAUGAGAUCGCUUUUUCGCAAUUGGGGGUUUUCAUUGGCCUACAGUCCCCAUCCAAAGUCGGCCCCUUGGGCUUGGGUCAGAUGGAUGGGGAUGAAUCUUGGGUAGUCAGCGGAAACCAGGGUUAUUUAUUUAUUCAAGCGCUGGACAGUUUGCAUUUUCUGUAGAACUGUCUUCGCUGGUGAGAUUCUGAUCCUUUUUGUAUCAUUCCGACCUUGCAGUCCAGGACCUAAAGCCAGAUCCAUCCGCCUCUUGGGCUAGCCAUUGGCUGGCAUAAAUAAAAAGGCUUUAAUGAGUGGCAGUGGCAAUGGUACCACAGCAAGUCUGGAGACAGGGUCAGGGAAGGAACGUGUUAAAAGAUCCUGGUGAUGGGAGUGUAAAAGCAGAGGGAUUACAGCUCACCACUCCUGAUUUGCCAUUCAACUGGACUGUGAAAAGAUUAGAAGGGCCAAGCAUUUGGACUGGACCAUUUACGGACCUAGCGGGGGAGUCCUGGAGGCUGUGCAGAUGUUCUAUCCCAAUUUAGGCUAUCUCUGUUCCCUGAAGGUUACCCUUCCUGACCCUGCAACCCCCCACCCUUCCUGCUCACUUAAGCAGCUCAGCUUUCACAUAUCCCUGGAACUCCGUAACUUCUAUGGAUAAAGGGGAGGGGGCGUGGGGGGCGUGAGAAGCCUGUUGGGCACUGGGAUACAUUCUUAAGAAGCCAAGCGGGGUGAUCAACCAUGUCUCUGGGAUGUUGCAUCCUGAAGAAUGCAGCAGUCUCAAACCUGGACGUGGAGAGUAAACUGAGUGUCUACUAUCGAGCCCCGUGGCACCAGCAGAGAAACAUUUUCCUUCCUGCAACCAGGCCCCCCUGUGUGGAGGAGCUGCACCGUCAGGCGAGGCAGAGUCUGCAAGCGCUGCGCAGAGAACAACGGAACCGUGGGGAUCGCGGAGAGCAGAGAGGGCCCGGCUCACUUUCUGUGGUGGCGCCCCCGCUUCCUUCUUUACCUUCCUCCUACAGUCGGAAGAGACUCGACCUUAAGGACAGGCACUUUAUAGCGCUUGACAGCACCCGCUCGUCCUCCCCCACCGAGUGUUGCCACAUGACCCCUUGGAGUAGAAAGUCCCAUCCCCCAGAGGACGAGGAGACAGAUGUCAUGUUAGGACAGAGGCCGAAAAAUCCAAUACAUAAUAUCCCUUCAACACUGGAUAAGCAAACCAACUGGAGCAAAGCACUACCUCUCCCAACACCAGAGGAAAAAAUGAAACAAGAUGCUCAAGUGAUUUCUUCCUGUAUUAUCCCCAUCAAUGUCACGGGAGUUGGUUUUGACAGAGAGGCCAGUAUACGCUGCUCUCUUGUUCAUUCACAAUCUGUACUACAGCGGAGACGAAAAUUGAGGAGGCGGAAAACCAUCUCUGGCAUCCCCAGAAGAGUGCAACAAGAAAUAGAUUCUGAUGAAUCGCCAGUGGCCAGGGAGCGGAAUGUGAUUGUGCAUGCAAAUCCAGACUUCUCCAGUAAUAUCAAUAGGAGGUCGGGCACCAGGGAUUCUGAAUGCCAAACUGAGGAGAUUCUCAUUGCUGCUCCAUCCAGAAGGAGAAUCAGAGCGCAGAGAGGACAGAGCAUUGUAGCUUCACUUUCUCAUUCUGCUGGCAACAUUUCGGUGUUGGCAGACAACGGCAACACCAUGUUUACUACUGCGGUGAGCAGCCGCAUUCGAUCACGGAGUCUUCCCCGUGAGGGUGCUAGAGGCAGUGAUGCUGAGCAUAACAUUGGUGCUAAAACCUCAGCCUAUGAAGAGGAGACGUUUAUGGACAACCAGGAAAGGAUACCAAACAAGAAUACCGAUGCCAUGAGCAGCCAAGGUUCACAGGAACACCAGCCCUCCUUGGGAUUAACCUGCUCUCAACACCUCCACAGCCCCCAGCACAAGUCAAAUGAAAGAGGGAGGUCAAGGUUGUCCAGGAUGGCUGAUUCCGGGAGCUGCGAAAUUUCAUCCAAUUCCGACACCUUUGGGAGCCCAAUUCACUCCAUCUCCACAGCUGGAGUUCUCCUUAGCAGCCACAUGGAUCAGAAGGAUGAUCACCAGUCAUCCAGUGGCAAUUGGAGUGGGAGCAGCUCCACAUGCCCCUCCCAAACCUCAGAAACCAUACCCCCUGCCGCUUCUCCUCCACUGACUGGCUCUUCACACUGUGACUCGGAGUUGUCAUUGAACAUAGCCCCUAACGCCAAUGAAGACUCGAGUGUCUUUGUGACAGAAAACUAUAACGACCAUCUGGAUAAAGUGCGGGGCCAUCGGGCAAGCUCCUUCACUUCCACGGUUGCAGACCUGCUCGAUGACCCCAACAACAGUAACACCAGUGACAGCGAGUGGAACUACCUGCAUCACCAUCAUGAUGCCUCAUGCCGCCAGGAUUUUAGCCCGGAGCAUCCCAAGGCAGACAGCUUGGGCUGCCCAAGCUUCACAAGUAUGGCCACUUACGAUAGCUUUCUAGAAAAAUCGCCAUCUGACAAAGCAGAUACUAGCUCUCAUUUUUCAGUGGAUACUGAGGGAUAUUACACCUCCAUGCACUUUGACUGUGGUCUCAAAGGUAAUAAGAGUUACAUGUGCCACUAUGCAGCCACAGGCCCUGACAGUGGCCAGGGCACUGGUGUUCCUCCCACCUUCUCAGACUGUACUUGGCAGGACUACCUGGACCACAGGAGGCAUGGAAGGCCAAGCAUCUCUUUCAAGAAACCAAAGGCAAAGCCAGCCCCACCAAAACGCAGUUCAUCUUUGAGGAAGUCUGAUGGAAGUGCUGACAUUCCUGAAAAGAAAGAACCAAAGAUAAGCAGUGGGCAGCACCUGCCUCACAGUUCCAGGGAAAUGAAAUUGCCCCUUGAGUUCUCUAACACCACGUCUCGAAUGGAAAGUAUUGCUUUAACCGGCAAACAGGAACAUUCCUGGAUGAACCAGAGUGACCAUGGAAUAAAGGAGCCUCAUUUGGACACUGGAGACAUUCCAUCAUUCAAAGAUGAAGGUGCUGAAUCAACUCAUUAUGCAGAUCUCUGGCUUCUAAAUGACUUGAAAACUAAUGAUCCUUAUAGGUCAUUAUCCAAUUCGAGCACUGCUACAGGUACCACUGUCAUUGAAUGCAUCAAAUCACCAGAGAGUUCAGAAUCGCAAACAUCCCAAUCUGAAUCUAGAGCCACUACUCCAUCCCUCCCUUCUGUCGACAAUGAGUUUAAAUUAGCUUCUCCAGAGAAGUUGGCGGGCUUAGCAUCGCCUUCGAGUGGCUACUCAAGCCAGUCUGAAACCCCAACCUCUUCUUUCCCCACAGCUUUCUUUUCUGGACCAUUGUCUCCUGGAGGUAGUAAGAGAAAGCCAAAAGUCCCGGAAAGGAAAUCCUCCCUUCAACACCCCUCUCCAAAAGAUGGAACUAUGUCUUUAAGCAAAGAUCUUGAACUUCCAAUUAUACCUCCUACCCAUCUUGACCUAAGUGCUCUUCAUAAUGUCUUGAACAAGCCCUAUCACAGUAGACAUCCAAUCCAUGCAUUUACUCAUUGUAAGCAGAAUUUGGUAGGAGAAACACUCAACACUAUUCCCCCACCAUCCCUUGCAAUUACACCAACAGUCCUGAAAUCUGUUAACCUUAGGUCAGUUAAUAAGUCUGAUGAAAUUAAACAAAAGGACGACGAUAACUCAGAGCUACCUUAUUUACAGGAAUCUACUAUCAUGGUGGCCACCUUGUCUCCAAGCAAAACAAGGCCACACGGAGCUAAGAAAUCAAUACCACGCCAAUAUUGCACAGAAGACAUCAUUUUGUCCUUUGUUGACUCAUCUCCAGUAGAGACAGGCCCUGAUAAAAUGCAUUUAGAAAAAAAUUCAAUAUCCAAUGUGAAGAAUCAUUCUGAUCAAGAAACUGUACCCGCAGCCAGUAACAAUCUUCUAGAGACUAAAGCCACAAAGGACCAAAUGACAAUAGUUAGGGAAUCUUUUCCAGAACCUGCACUAGGAAAAAACUGUGACGUAUCUGCAGAUGGGCUUCAGAGGGGUUCGAAUGGUAAAAUAACAGCAGCUCAAGGGUCUGGGCAAGAUGGCAAUACUGAGCAGGUACAGAAGACAUUUUCUGUAGACUGGGACAAUCUUGCACAAGCUGAAACUGGGGAUAAAACCUUGUCCUUGUCUCUGACUGAUUCACUAACCAGAGCAGCAACAGACAUGGAUAGCCAACUUAAGCAUCACCUUGUUAUGAGCCACCACCAUGACAAAGUGCCUGGGCAUAGUUGCUAUGAAUCAGAGCUAACAACUAUAAAUUCACUCAGUGAAAAGCAUUCUGAGCAAGAAAGUGAUUUUGCAUCAGGUAUUUCUACCAAAAGUGCCUCUGAUGACAGAAGGACAGAGGAGACCCGAGCAAGUACAGAGGAGGUGUCACUAAAAGAAUCUUCACCAAGUGAUGACUCCAUCAUUUCACCAUUUAGUGAGGACUCUCAGGCUGAUGACGAUGUUUUUGUGUCUCCAAACAAACCUCGAACAACUGAGGACCUCUUUGCAGUCAUUCACAGAUCAAAGAGGAAAGUGCUGGGCAGGAAAGAUUCCGGGGACAUCUCUGUACGAAAUAAAGCAAGAGCUUUUCCUGGCGGCAGCAGCAACAGCAGCGCUGCGGCCCCCAGCAACACCCUGUCACCCAGCGGCAAUGUGGCCACUCCAGCGAACAGCCAGAGAUCUCCCGGGCUGAUCUAUCGAAAUGCCAAGAAGUCCAACACAUCUAACGAGGAGUUUAAGCUGCUGCUUCUUAAAAAAGGCAGUCGGUCUGAUUCCAGCUACCGAAUGUCUGCCACAGAAAUCCUGAAGAGCCCCAUCUUGCCCAAAUCCCCCGGGGAGCUCCCCCUGGAUUCCCCUCCCAGCAUGGAGGAGCCUCCGCAGGCGUCGUCGGGGGCAGAAGCCUUGUCCCCGCUCUCGCCGUGCUCCCCAAGAGUUAACGCGGAAGGGUUUUCCGCCAAGAAUUUUCCCAUGUCGGCUUCGUCUCGGGUUGGACGUUCCCGGGCGCCCCCUGCGGCCAGCAGCAGCCGGUACAGUGUCCGCUGCAGGUUAUACAAUACCCCCAUGCAAGCCAUCUCCGAAGGAGAGACUGAGAACUCCGACGGCAGCCCUCAUGACGACAGGUCCUCCCAGAGUUCCACAUAGGGCCUCACUGUGAGCUAAGAAAGCCUCCUAAGCAGUGAGAGCUCUGGGCUGGCCCAAGGAGAGGCGAGGAGAACUCGGCUGCCAUGUGGGGAAGUCACAGUGCUUAAGCUCUGUCAUUCUUGGCUUAGUGUUGCGUUUUCUCGUAGGAACAUCCACUGUCUUCCACGCGCCCAUCUUUAGCUUCAUUGGCUUCGUCCAAAUCCCCUUCUUCUUUCAGCGUCAUUUUUAAAAAUCCAAUUUCCAUACAAAGUGCGGGGAAACUCUCUUGGCCGCCCUUCCUCACUGUUGUGCUUCCCUGGAGAGAGGUGAAAUGACUCUCCAGGACUGGUAUUUUUCUACUUUAAAAUGAACUGAAACACAGUUUAAAGAAAUGAACUAAACACAUGUAAAUACCAUAUUUUUGAUAAAAGAUGUAAAUAGAACUAUUAGAGAAGAGUGGACAGGUGGCAAAUGAUUGACUGCAUACUGUUCAGUGAAGCCGAAAGGAAUAAAAUGGCCUAACUGUAUUCUGUGAAUACCAUUUCCCUAUCAAACAUCAUGUGGAAGUGUCCGCCAGUAGGGCUUUCAGAAUGAGAAUCAAGCCUCACAUUUGAAUUGUGACCGUCUGGAAAAUAGGAAAAUGUCAAGGUUACUUGCUGAACCGUUCACUUCAACCUUACCAAUGGAAACUCACCAUCUUUCUUGUAAACUUCAGCACCAACCAGCUCAUAGCAAAGCAUAGCUGUGAUUUACCAUGUGGGUAACUGGGAAGAAUGGCAAGCAUGCUUUUAAGUUUUUUCAACAAAGAACCGAAGUCAUCAUUCUCAAUGCAAAGCCCUAAACAAAAGCAUUUGACAGUGUCCUUUAGCCAUUUGUUUUUCAAUGAAUUGCUUUAAUAAAAAUGAGCAGGGGGAAUAGAAAUCCAUUUUUGUGUUAUGUUUUAUAUUAGGCUACUGAAGUACAAAGAAUCCGAAUCUAAUGACUAGAAUAUUUAAACAUUUUAGAAAAUUAGUUCCAAGUUCUUAAACUAACAAUAUAUUUUUUUAAAAAUAUAAGCAUGCAAUGGAGCUGUUGAUUUAUCAGUAAGUAUCUGCAAUGAGUUUUCAGUGAAGCUUUCUCUUUGUGCUGAUGACAUUCAUGCUACCUAAAUAUUAACAGAAAUGACACUGUGAAAAAUGUAGCUGGGAUAUAGGUAUGUAUAUGCAUUAUUUAUAUUCAUUGUUAAACUGGGAAUGGGGGAAAGCUCUGGUUCACAAUGCAACAUACGACUUUGUCUGGUUUUACUAUUACUGCUUGGUGGGGUAAAGGGAGGGUGGUGGGUGGGAAUAGAAAUCUGUCAGAGUACAUUUUCUGAUAAAAAUGAAGGCAGGGAAACAAGCUGAAUUACUUGAAAUUACUUGAAUUUUCUUGUCUUAAAACUGAAAGAAAUAGAGGUAGGAGUUGAAAUCCACAAAUGGAUGUACACCUCUGAUUUUAACAUUAACUGCAACUAAUGUUUGAGAUGAUUUGUCAGAUAUGUAAGUGGUUACUAUUACUUAGAAUCUGCUUUGGAAUGCGAGAAGGUAUAGUGCAGAGGAUUGGUUGAGAAGGAACAUGGCCUGUAACAGCACAGAAUGAGAUUAGAAUGAUAGAAAAAGAAUAGGGGCACAAAGAAAUCUUACAUAAGUAGCUGGCUUUAAGCUUAAGUAAGUGGUGAUUGGGGAAGUAGGGUGUGUGAAAGGGGUUUUAUUACUUUGGUUCAAUUCAUGCAAUGCAUAGGAAAGAGAGUGUCAAAGAUGAAAAGUAAGAUUGUCAAAAAGGAAGUUCAUCUAAAAGGCUAGAGAUUUGUUAGAAGAAGUUAGGAGACUAGGCACGUUGGCUUGUGUUGUGCCUUUUUUUAUUUUUUCUGGAAAGAAGGAACCUUGAUCUCAUCUACUACUGUCCAUUACCAAAGUGUGUUUUAGAGUUUCUUGCCAACCUUGUAUGAAGAACGAUUAUGCAGUUGUAUGUACACAUGUGUAUAUACACAUCCUUGAAAAAGAAAAAAUAAUUGGUGAAAGAUAUCAAUGGGACAGUAGCUGCAAAGUGUUCAAAUUUACACUAAAAGGAGAAGUGAGUUGAGGUUUGAAAGUGGACCCUUAUCACUCAUACAGAUAUACUAAUUAAGAAAAGCAGCCUGGUCUGAUACCAUAUUGGGGAUAGGAAUGAAUUAGUGGGAUAUUCUGAAAAGUACACAGUUGGCACAAAUUUAAAAAAGUGUUUUCAGAUAAAUGUGACAGGGUGACUGGACCAUCAUAUCCAGUCACAUUAGGACAUUUUUUAUAAGAUUUUUAAUAGAAGUUCUUUUACAGCAUGGUUCUUUAGCCUGAAGAAAAAUGCAUUGUGUGUGCUUUAAAAGUAAUUCUAAAACAUACCCUGAAUAGGAAACAUCAGAAUUGGCUUUAAUAAAAUGUCACCUUUUUUAUUACUGAUAUGAAUUUAAUUGAUAACGGUAUCGUAUAUUUUAAAACAAAUAUAUUGACUUGAAUUGUGAGGCAAUAAGAUAUCUUCUAUAUGUAAUGAUCACAGAACACUUAUAAUUAUAGUUUUACUUAUUUUGUUUAAUCUAAAGAUCUAUGACAAAGUUUCUCUAUUUUAUAUUUCAUAGAUUUAAAAGCCCAAAUAGAUAUGGAUUGUGAAUCCAUUAUAGAAAAGAAUAUUCAGUAUAAAAAUAAAUGAGAGAAAUAAAAAAACCCAGGAAAUCUUAGUGAUAUGGAACAUUUUACAUGGCUUUAAAGCACUCAAGACAAAGUUUGAGAACUGACUUAAACAUCACUGCCAUUUUGAAGCAGGGUACAUGCAUUAGGUAAUGGGAGAAACAUCAUUCCAAACUUUUGUUCUGUUGUUUGCACUGAUGUUAUUAAAAUGAUUUUGAAGUUUAUGCAACUGUUUCUGUAUUCUGUUAAAAAAAAAAAACAACCAAACCUCUCCCUCUUUCUUAGUUUUGAUUUUGCUUUUUUGUUUGUUUCUGUUUUUUACUGAAUCGAGGACAUGGAAUAGUUUUAGCAUAUAAAGCAUCCUGCAUGUUUGCUUUUGCCAAAGGUCAGUGAUUGAGUGCAUUUGCUGCAAUGGUGGCAGACUUAGAGAAAUAGGUUAUGACUUAAAGAUUUAAAACAAUUAAGAAGGUUACAGUGUAACUAUUUUGGUACUAGAACCAGUUCGUGCUGGCAGAAAAGACAAUGGUUUAUGGACUUGCAUCCAUUUUGUAUUUUUGUAACAUUUGUAAAUAUAAACUUUUUAAAUUGUUGCAAAGAUGGUUUCUUUUGUAAAAUGUUUUCAAAGUUUACAUUCAAUCCAAGCCUUUGUAUAUUUUAGAGCUGUGCAACACUUUAAGUCUUGUAUUUAUUUUUAGUAAAAACGGUGACAGUUUCAUUGUGAACCCCUCUCAAAAAAAUGUCAGAGAAGUUUGAUUACCUAGAAAGUGUGUAUAGAAACUGCAAAUAAACGUGACUGCAAUUCGA